AUGUCUUCCUCUGAUAUUCUCGAUGUGUUAAACAUCCAGCAAAAACCUAAAAGUCAUGGAAACUCUGCUUCACCACCACCAACGGCUUCAGCUUCUGGAGCUUCGAAGGCUCCCAGGCCACAAGUAACCGGGAUGCAAAGAGAAUUAUACAAUCUCCUUGGUGAAAAUCAACCUCCUAUAGUAGUCCAACCAGCUAGUAGGUUUAAGGAUAAGUUGACUAACACAACUAAACCUUCUCCAUGGACCAAUGCCGAAUUUAAAGCCAAUGAUCAUUUGAACUUGCAUCAUUGGGUCAAAGGCUCUAAGGAGUUAGUUGGUGAAGAAGCCAAGGAGUCUUCAUAUACAAAAUUUAAUGUCCACCUGAGGAUACCCAGCUUCGAUAAAGAAACCUACGAGAGUUUUAUGGCCAAUAACAUCCCGAAUGAAGAACUUAUAAAGAAGGAGGACUCUGGAACGUCGUCUCAGGAAGAUACUGAUGACUGGGAAUACGAAGAAGUGGAUUACUUGUUUCAACUUUGUCGAAAGUAUGACUUACGUUGGUUUGUCAUUCAGGAUCGUUAUAAUUAUGGUAGAUCUAGGACAUUGGAGGAGUUAAAAGAAAAAUUCUAUAAAGUGUGUCAACGAUAUUUUGUAGCCAAAAGUCCCAAUGAUCCAUUACUGCCCUCGUUGGAUUUCCCCAAAGAAAAGGAACUCGAAAGAAAGAAGUACUUGCAGAGAUUACUGGCGAGAUCUGCUGCAGAAAUUGCUGAGGAAGAAGCGUUGAUUGUGGAGUCUAGAAAAUUUGAAAUGGCAGCUAAAAAAACGUUGAAUGAAAGAGAAUCACUCUUGCGUCUUUUGGAUUCUCCAAAUUCAGACCAAUCAGUUUCUCAGUACCUGACAUCUCAAGGAAUGUCCCAGCUAUAUGGAAGUUUACUAUCAGAUAAAUCUAGAAAACGCAAGCAUGAAUCUACAGUACCAGAAAAUCCUUGGAUGAAACAACAGCAAUUGUUUGCCCUUCAGCGCCAACAAUUGCAACAAAUACAAGAUAAAAAGCAGGAGACUCAAGACACCAAUCAAUUGAAGAAAACUAAGAGACAAAAGCAAGAAAUGCAAACGGCUAUCAAGCGUAAGGCAGAAACUGUGUAUGCAGAACAUUUAUUAGAAAAAUUCAGCGCCGAUGAAAGAAAAUCUCUCGGUGUGAUGGCCCAUGGCGAUAAAUUACCACCAGGUGUUUAUUUAAGAUCGAGCAAAAUUUCAACGUUUAAGCCUGCCCUUCAGAGUAAAGUGGCUGCAAUGCUACAAGAAUUAGGAUUAUCCGUCAGACCCGCAAUGCCGUCCUACGAUGUGGUUCAGAGACAUGAGGAAUUACUCAAGCGUAUCGUAGCACUGGUCGACCUCAAAAAACAUCUCGAUAAAUUAGAAGCUGAGAAGGCUAUCACAAAAUAA
This is a messenger RNA of Zygosaccharomyces rouxii, 1425 nucleotides long. RefSeq names its product Swc4p (gene SWC4). NCBI's taxonomy places the organism in Eukaryota, Fungi, Ascomycota, Saccharomycetes, Saccharomycetales, Saccharomycetaceae. Gene Ontology annotation, biological process: negative regulation of transcription by RNA polymerase II; chromatin remodeling; DNA repair. The record is from RefSeq and is a predicted model, not a curated record. The coding region runs from base 1 to 1425 and encodes 474 amino acids. Gene Ontology annotation, cellular component: NuA4 histone acetyltransferase complex; Swr1 complex. Gene Ontology annotation, molecular function: transcription corepressor activity. The transcript has a single exon.